Nannospalax galili (Upper Galilee mountains blind mole rat) is the source of this 819-nucleotide messenger RNA. RefSeq names its product steroid receptor associated and regulated protein (gene Srarp). Bases 161 to 790 code for a protein of 209 amino acids. The record is from RefSeq and is a predicted model, not a curated record. NCBI's taxonomy places the organism in Eukaryota, Metazoa, Chordata, Mammalia, Rodentia, Spalacidae. Gene Ontology annotation, molecular function: nuclear estrogen receptor binding. The transcript is spliced from 2 exons. Gene Ontology annotation, cellular component: cytoplasm; nucleus. Gene Ontology annotation, biological process: positive regulation of intracellular estrogen receptor signaling pathway.
UGUUGAUGUAACCUUGCUGAUCAAAGCAGGACCCUGACCGCCUAGGGCCAGUUCCUGAGGCUCUGGUGCAUCCAGGCAGUGAAUAUAAAAGGUCUGGCCCUGGAGUGGGGCAGCUAUUCUACAUCCUGGACCAGUCCCAGGCAGACACUGCAGCAGCACCAUGACCCCCUCAGAGGACCCCAAGGACUGGAAAGCCAGUCUCAAAGACUCCAGCCUGGAGACCAGCUCUGGUGUGAAGUUGGCACGCCCCCUAAAGGCCAUCCCCACAGCUCACUUCACUUUUGUUAUCGACUGUGCCACUGGGAAACAGAUCUGUCUGGAUACACCCCCAGUGCUACGUCAAGAACCCAUACCCAACCAAGGAUGUGUCACUCGACCCAUCAAGACCUAUAUGUUGAUCUGUAGAGAAAACAGGCUGUAUGGGACUCGGGAUGUUCCACCGGGUUUCAGACUUCUUCCUGAGACCAAGGACACCUUGCCACCCUACAGAGGACAUGCGGCUCCAGCUUCCGUCCCUGCCAGCCCACCCUCGCCCCAGGAUGUUCCUAAAAUCAAGCCGAGUCCCUUGAAGGCUGAGUCCUUGUGGUCUUCAACUUGGAGGGCAAUUAAGGACUCACUCAAAGCCCUCUCCUCCUGUGUCUGUGGGCAGGCUGAGGAGCUUGGUAGCAUCAGUGUGGGAGGGGGACCUGGUGUUCUGGGCAGCCUUGAUUGCCAGCCAAGCAGGAGUCUUCGGAGCCUGAGCACAGGAAAUCAUACUGGACCCAGGGAAGGACAUGGGAAAUGCCCAUGAAAGCACACCUCUGUCUUCCUCCUCCUCUG